AUGUAUAAAAGACAUGAGCUGAAAAUCAAGUUUCACAAUCAAUUUCGACGCCAAAUCUGCUCCAUUUACCAAGUGCUAGAAAUUCGACAACAAAAAAUGUUCAUAAAAGUUCUGCUUUGUGCGUCUAGGCCCAGUGACAAAGCAAAAAGGGAACCGAAUGCAAAAUAUUCGAACAGCGAGGAAUUCUCGGCGCAAACGGACAAUGCAGACGCGGGUGACCUCGACGACGGUGGGUGUUCGGAGUCGUUCUGCGACGAGGACGAGGAGAUCCUAGGAAGCGACGAUGACGAACAGGAGGAUCCUAAAGAUUAUCGCAGUGGAGGCUAUCAUCCGGUUAACAUCGGGGACACUUUUAAAAAUCGCUACAUGGUUGUUCGCAAAAUUGGAUGGGGCCACUUUUCGACAGUUUGGCUCUGCGUGGACAACAAGUUUGUGGCGUUGAAGAUCGUCAAAAGUGCAGAUCAUUACACCGAAACAGCGAUCGAUGAAAUCCGGCUUCUCUCGUGCGUGCGGGAUGGCGAUCCGGACGACCCCCACCGCGGCAGAGUUGUGCAAUUGCUUGAUGAGUUUCGAGUGCACGGCAUACAUGGAACGCAUGUUGCGAUGGUUUUUGAAGUUUUAGGUCACAACCUGUUAAAGUUAAUUAUUCGAAGCAAUUACCAAGGUAUACCGUUGAGUGACGUAAAGAAUAUCAUGAGACAGGUGCUCGAAGGACUUGCUUAUCUUCAUGAUAAAUGUUCCAUAAUUCAUACUGAUAUAAAGCCAGAGAACGUUCUUGUUUGUAUGACACAUAAUCAUGUGAAAGAAAUGGCAUCGAAAGUCGCCGUUAAACUGAAAGAGGGGACAAAGUUGUCCGGAAGUGAAGUAAAAGAUUUAGUAACACAAAAAAUGUCGAAAAACAAAAGAAAGAAGCUGCGUAAAAAAAUGAAAAAGAACCAGCGGGUUCUUGAAAAUCAGCUUUUGCAAAUUCAACCAAAACAAGAGGGAGAAGCAGCGGAGGAAGAAUUCGAGUCUUUGACUCCUGAUUACGUCAAUCACCAACACCCUGAUUUAACCCUGCACGACGGCAAUGGCGGUGGCGAAGGAGAGCUUUGGUCAGAUGGCCGUCGCGAAGAAGAAUCUAUCAAAGUGAAGAUCGCUGACCUGGGCAACGCAUGUUGGACGCAUCAUCACUUUACCGAAGAUAUACAGACAAGACAGUAUCGAUCAUUAGAGGUGAUCAUUGGCGCUGGCUACGGCCCUCCGGCAGACAUCUGGAGCGCCGCGUGCAUGGCUUUUGAACUGGCCACCGGCGUUUACCUGUUUGAACCGCAUUCGGGAGAAUCGUUUACGAGGGAUGAGGAUCACCUCGCACAUAUCAUCGAACUGUUGGGUUACAUACCUAGAUCUAUCAUUGCUCAGGGAAAAUAUUCGAGAGAGUUCUUCACCAAAUCAGGUAGCAAAAGCAUUAUUUUUCAUUUUUCUCCGUCUCUUAGCCAAAACAGCUUUGGAAUCCAAGGCUUUUCCAAAAUUUUAUCACAAUAUCAAAGUAGUUUAUGUAUUAAUUAUACGAUGAACGAUGAAAUCGACCAAUUAGCAAAGGUAGCUUUUUCAAAUCUUCUUCAUCUUCCUUGGCUGCUUUUCCUUUCGGGUCGCGGAGGCAGACGCGUCAUACAGAGCUUCCAACAUUCCCGAUCCUGUGCCAGAGUCUGA
Messenger RNA from Soboliphyme baturini, 1692 nucleotides. The record is from the annotation of a GenBank genome assembly. Lineage: Eukaryota; Metazoa; Nematoda; Enoplea; Dioctophymatida; Soboliphymatidae.